GUUAUCGUUCUUUAAAAACAAAAUAAAUUUGAAUUAAAAAAGCGAGAAACUGGAUUAAGGUUGUAUAUGGUGGAACAUAAUACGUUAACAACUUGACUUGGAAGUUAAAUCAUGUAAAAAAACGUCACAAAUAAAUGUUUGUUUAAAAUGUUCUGAGCAAUGAAUAUUUGGUACUUAAAUUUUAAUUUUAAUUUUAAUUUUUUGUGAGAAGAGGGUGAGAAACUUAUUUGAAAGGGUAAAUUCCUUUAACUUCUGUAUGUGUCACACCACGCACCCCUGACCCUUUAGUAAAAGUAAGUUCAACCUAAUGUCUGACCCCGUCAAGCUUGUUGCACCAACUAGUCCUAUUAAGUGUCUUCUUUCUUUACCCAAUGACCGGGCGAUACAGUACAAACUGGGACCGGAAAGGUUGACCCGGCUCAGAAAUUUAAAUGUACUUCGGCUGCCCGUGACACGAGUUAUACAAACUUUGGGUUCUACGGUUUUAGGUACUUUCCAAAAGCAUUUUCACAAUUUGAAAAAUGCUUUGAAAAAAGACGCACAUUUUUUAUUGACAUUUUCCCAAAUGAACAUCUUUCGAUGCCAGCUUUUUCCAAAUGAAUGCUUGUUCCUGGUAAAAGGAGGAAACAUAAUGAUAAUGAUGGAUUAGGUUCAGAUCAGGGACUAACAGGUUAUAAUUACCAGGUCAAUUGUAGGGAAAAAUUUGCAAUUCAGGAUGUUUCUACAUCAAUAAAAAUAAAAAAUUGGCAGGUUUUCAUUGUUAUUUAUUUCUUUUAAAACUUACAAAAUGUUCUAAAAUAUUCGCAACUCCUCACUCGAAUUUGUAAAUUGAAAUUUGCAUGUCUCCUAUAGGUCCUAAAAGCCUGACCUAAAUUUUUUUGGGAAUAACCAUGGUCUAGACAUUUUCUUAGCUAAAUGCUGCGGCUAGGAUAAACUAGGGGUCCGACCGUUGGAUCUGGGAAAGUGUUAUUGGUAAAAUUAAUUUUAAUGAGAAGUUGUCUACUUGUUACUUGGAAAAUCCCAUUGAAACAUUUUAUUGGGAGAAGAACCUUUCACCUUUCGAAGAAUAAUGAUAAUAAUUGUCUUCUGUUUCCAAAUAAUAAAAUUAAAGUAUGACCAAAUUAAAGGCAGACCUGACUGAGGAGCAGAAAUCUGACAUCAAGGAAGCAUUUGCGUUAUUUGACACCCAGGGUUCAGGUUUUAUAGAUACAAAAGAUCUAAAGGUUGCCAUGAGAGCACUGGGGUUUGAACCAAGGAAAGAAGAAAUCAAGAAAAUGCUAAAGGAUGUGGAUACAGACAGGUUAAUAUUAAUAUUUUCUUUAUAUAUAAUCAUUCUUAUCAGUAUCAGUGUCAGUGUCAGUGUCAGUGUCAGUGUCAGUAUCAGUGUAUCAGUGUAUCAGUGUAUCAGUGUAUCAGUGUAUCAGUGUAUCAGUGUAUCAGUGUAUCAGUGUAUCAGUGUAUCAGUGUGUCAGUGUGUCAGUGUGUCAGUGUGUCAGUGUGUCAGUGUGUCAGUGUGUCAGUGUGUCAGUGUGUCAGUGUGUCAGUGUGUCAGUGUGUCAGUAUCAGUGUAUCAGUAUCAGUGUAUCAGUAUCAGUAAAAUAUAUUAUUUUGUUUGUUUUCAGGCUUUUAAACUGUUUGAUGAUGAUGAAACAGGGAAGAUAACUUUCAGUAAUCUGAAAAGGGUCGCAACAGAACUAGGAGAGAAUCUAACAGAUGAAGAACUGCAGGAAAUGAUAGAAGAAGGAGAUAGAGACGGAGACGGUGAAGUGAAUGAAGACGAUUUCCUGAGAAUCAUGAAGAAAACCGGUUUAUACUAGACUAGUGUCGGCCAUUUUAUAUUCGAUGUAUUCUAAAAUUUUGAAUAUUGUAGACUAUCAUUUCCUGAACUAAAGUUCUACUAUCACUUUAAAAAUCAAAGCCAAAGAAAACGAUGCCAUUUAAGACUUAAAAUAAGAAAGAAUAGUGCUGAAAAUGCUAUGGACAUUUUUUACUUUUGUUAUUUAAUUUUUGUAUUUUUACUUUGUGAUACUUGGUUUAGUCAAAUAGUGUUUAUGAAUAAAAAAAAAAAUGUUUUUAA
Messenger RNA from Eurytemora carolleeae, 2077 nucleotides. Its product is annotated as caltractin. Lineage: Eukaryota; Metazoa; Arthropoda; Copepoda; Calanoida; Temoridae. The record is from RefSeq and is a predicted model, not a curated record. Gene Ontology annotation, cellular component: centrosome; centriole. Gene Ontology annotation, molecular function: calcium ion binding. Gene Ontology annotation, biological process: mitotic cell cycle; centriole replication. The transcript has 7 exons. The coding region runs from base 1113 to 1817 and encodes 234 amino acids.